AUGUCAAUAGCAAAAUUAUUUGUAAAAGUAUUUGGUGUGGAUAUUUUCGAACAGAUUAGUACAACACAGAAACAAAAGCCAGAGGAUGAGGAUGAUGAAGCCGGGUGCUCCGCCACACAAGACACGCCAAAGCAGCCAAAAGUGGAUGAAAUGAAAUUAUCUGACCAAAUGGUCAUUGUGCGGAAUUGGUUAAACGAACGGCUCAAUGUCAUCGAAUCAAAUAGUACAGAAGCGACGAAGACGCAACGCAUCGAUAUGGCCUCUAGGCUUGGUCCAGAGCACACCAUUUGUGAUAUUGAUUUUACAUCGACAGUGCGAAUAUCGGCCGAUAGGCUAUCGCUGCGUUCACAGGGUAGUUUUAAUACCAUAAAGGCCAAUGUUUGCGUUUAUGGUGGGCGUUGGAUGUAUGAGGUACUUUUGCAUAGCAAAGGUGUUAUGCAAAUUGGUUGGUGCUCUAACAAAUGCACUUUUAAUGAGAACAGCGGAGUAGGCGAUACAAAAUGGAGCUAUGGUUAUGAUGGAAGCAAGCAACAAAUAUGGCACAUUUCUACAUCGAAGUAUGGCGACAAAUGGCAAAUUGGUGAUAUUAUCGGUAUAAGCAUAGAUGUUGACAAUGAAAGUAUUGAAUAUUUUCGCAAUGGAAAUUCGAUGGGCGUCGCUUUCAGUAAAUUGGAACGUGGGCCUGGAAUUUCAUUUUUUCCCGCCGUUUCACUUGGUUACAAUCAGGGUAUCCAAGUAAAUUUUGGAAAUAUGCCCUUUAAAUAUCCUGUUGAAGGAUUUCUGCCAAUUCAAGCCAAACCCAUUGUACGUUUACAAAAAGCCGACCUGUUACUUAGUUAUCUUGCGAAUUUGGCUACUGUGUUGGCGCACAAUUCAACUUGUAAGAAAAAGGAUCAUAUCGAGGGAAAAAUAUCAACAAAGAAAACAGUUUAUGUUGUCUUCGCCACACUGCUGAUUGAGAAGUUAGCACAAGUAUUGUUCGACCCAUACGUGAUCGAGGACAAACUGUUACCGCAUAUUGUUAACUUUUGUACGAUUGUCAAGGAAACCGAUAAGGAACCAGAUAUAUUCCCGGGCACUCCUGAGAGCACUUUAGGGGCUCUACUCUCGCUUUUGUGGAAUUAUUUAGAAAAUGAGGAGGUAAAAUUUAUAAUGCGUAAGCUUGCGAAUGCUUUGCUGUCGACCUAUACUCACACACAUGUUGGUCUGGAUUACGAGAAGCAAAAAAGUGCCAUAAACGUAUUCACCUGCUUGUGUAGGCAUAUGCAAACGCGUAAAACGUAUCUGGAAUAUAAGUUCUUCAAAAAACAUUGUUUGGCUUUGCUAAUGUAUAUACGGCCACCAGAAUAUAAGUUCAUGCAGCAGCUGGUGCCCGACUCCAUUGCAUGGACGGAAGGUAUUGGCGGCCCAAAGCAGAAAUACCUUUCGCAAGUGGAUAGAAUUACGAAAGCAACCGAAAGUCUUUAUAAUGUGCAGAAAAAUCUGUUAAUACUACUUUUCACUAAUACGGAUGGAGACGAAUUGACGCCGUCGAGUCGAAAAAUAUUUAUAUCCAAGUUGCGCCGCUACGUUAUGGAUCUUAGUAUGGAGCAGAGACCUUUCCAUUCGUUCUUCCUUAUGCAAUCUAGCAUAAUGCAUCCGAUCGAGUCCACAGUGGCACUCUCAUUUAUUUGCAUGCUCAUAGAUGCCACACGAACACUGUUCGAACGUGAAUUGCCUGCAACACAAGCGGAAAUCAAACCGGACUACUUCUUUGAUGGCACUUUUGAAUAUCAACAUUUCGAUCGUGUAGGCGGUGUGUUGUCUCAUUUACGAAAAGUACAUCGUAACGAUAUAACAACAUAUUUGGGUGCGGAGCGUACGCAAGUGUUGCUACAAGAAGAUCGUACCGUGAUGCGAGUUGGAGAGUUGGUUGAUCCCAGCAUGUUUUUAACAACAACAAACCUUAACAAUAUUGCGGUUGUUGGUCCGCAAGGCCCCUCUGCAACUUUUACACAUUUCUUUAAUCCACGUUUGAAUCCAUUGCCAGAAGCUUCGCCGGGUAAUUGUGAUGCAGAGAGUUCGCUAUCAGAGUUAUUUGAUAUUUGUGUGCUCUACUAUUAUUCGCUGGGACAUAAGUACACUGUAAAGAUUUCAUCAGUACGAGAUGAAAUAGCUGCCUUAAAUGAAGUUCUGCGCGAAACCAAAUUCUAUCGCGAAGAUGUUGAACGCAAGCUGAAGGUGUUGGAAGAACAUGCGAGCGUUUGUAUGAAUGAAAAUCAUUGUAAUAUUGUUACGGAUUUAAAACAGAAAUUUAGUCAACGCGAAAAUGUCUUUGCAAAGCGUUCUAUUGAGUUGGCGCGCAAGCAGGCGUGGUAUCGCGCUGUAGCGCUGGGGAAACAUCGUCGUAUGACCAUUGUGUGGUUUCUGGAAAGAACUCUGCGUACUUUGGAUGCGUGCUCACAAUUGGGGCCAUUGUUCUCUUUUGUACCUGAAGUGUAUAUAAAUAUACUACCCAUUUUACUGGAUACAGUUAUGGAUUUUAGUCAUCAUGAUCUGCAUGUACAGUUUGAACUAAGUGAUGCCGAAUGUGCUGUCAAUGCGUCAGCUGAAUUUCUAGGCUUACAUUCCGCUGAUCCUCGCAUCAUCUUGGCUUCAUGCAAGGAUUCGUUACUGCAGGCUCUUGGCACGUUGACCUGUCAUAAAACUGGUGUUCGUGCUCUGGAACAGUCACCAAAGAAAAGCCAAAAUGCGUUGGUUAAAUCGCUCUUGCGUCCCUAUGAAAAUCGCGCUUGGGGUCAAAGUAAUUGGUUGCUUUUGCGUUUUUGGCUUGGUGAUGGCUUUGGCUAUCGCGAUUCCCGACAGCCCAGCAUCUGGCAAGGCGGUAAUCAGCCUGUACAAAUAGGACUUUGUCGUAGUCGUGCCAAAAAUGAGACGCAUACCGGUCUACUACAUCACAUUGCGCCUGCAAAUGCUUCGAGACAUUUUCAGAAAUUGAUUGGACAGAAGUUGGCCGAAGAUGAGCCACUCGCGACGGCUUUUCUCAAUUCGGUGCUGAGUCAAUUGAAUUGGGCAUUUUCGGAGUUUAUACUGCUCUUGCAGGAGAUACAAAAUACUGCACACCGACAAGAGAAUGCCGUUUUCGAGCCAAAACAGCUAAAAAUUUGUUCAAUGUGUUUCGAACUGACUGUCUCAUUAAUGCGUUGCUUAGAAAUGAUAAUCACAAUUGCGCCGGAAAUAUUUCAGGAACCUACACGCUCCAAUAGUGAUUUGAUAUUGAAUCGUGUGUGCCAAUUAAUCAGUCAAGUUUUAUCACGUGUCACAGUGCCACCAGGUUGCUUUCAAUUCAUAGUCGAUAUGUGCUCGUCUGAUUUGAAUUCUGUUACCCACUUUCCCAUCAUUACCGCAGCGCUAGGUAUUUUGUUGGCAUUGCUGCGCUCAGAACUUGACACAGAUCGUAAUCCACAAAAGGUGACGCGCCUCACACGUGCUCUUCUCACCGAUCCCAGCUUUCAGUUUGCCAAUUUGGAGUUCGCUUUAGGUGAAAUAAAAACCCCAAUAUUACAACAAGCUGAAAUACCGCGUGGUAAUUUUGAUCCGCAAACUCGCGCACACAUCGAUCCACUAACAAAUGAUGUACGCGUACCAAUGCCAUCGACAUCAACGAAGAGAAUACGCGCCGAUCCACCAAUAAUAAAAUUUGCGCUCUCUGAUUAUCCCACGCAUGUAACUCCGCUGGAAAUUGAUGAGGUACGCCGCCUCAUCGAUAUGCUACGCUUAAAGCAAUCACUGCUUUCAGACAUUACACUGCCUUCCGAGGACUCACUCUGUCCAAUAUGUUGCGCUAAACCAAUUGCCGUUAUUUUCACGCCCUGCAAACAUCAAUCGUGUAGCAAUUGUAUUAUGCAACAUUUGUUGAACUCGAAAGUGUGCUUCUACUGCAAGACACUUAUCAAAACUAUCGAAACCAACGAAGGCACAGUCAUUUAUAACAACAACGAAUAUACAUCAGCGCCCACAUUCUAUGAGAUUUAGUUAGUUUGUGCGCCAACUACUACUACUACACACACACACACAUACAUACAUCAAACAACUGUAACCCACCUUGAUUCUAGUCAAACCAUUGUGACAUCUUUAACUGUAUUACUACAAACAUACAACUAAACUGCCUAAAAUUAUAUCCUUGAAAAUGUUUACCAAAGUUACAAAUUUUACAAAAAUGAAAAAAGAGAUGCAUUUGUUUUAGCUUUAAAUAUUAUUGUGAUACGCCUUAUUGUUCGAACAAACACACUUACACUUGCCACACAAAGACGCAAGCACGCUUCGCGAAUGCAAUUAAAGCAGUUUCAAUUUGUUUUACUGCACUUUAAUAGCACGUUCAAGAGCAAUUUAUAUAAGCAAUUUUAAAGACAUUUUUAUAUUUUAUAAUCAUUGCAAGCCAAUUAGCAAAAUUCAAAAUUUUAAUAGAAAAUAAUAAACAAAUUAAAAAAUAAAAAACUUGCUUUUCUGCUUAUGCAUAAGGCGGACA
Rhagoletis zephyria (snowberry fruit fly) is the source of this 4507-nucleotide messenger RNA. RefSeq names its product Kip1 ubiquitination-promoting complex subunit 1 (gene Kpc1). The record is from RefSeq and is a predicted model, not a curated record. NCBI's taxonomy places the organism in Eukaryota, Metazoa, Arthropoda, Insecta, Diptera, Tephritidae. Gene Ontology annotation, cellular component: cytoplasm. Gene Ontology annotation, molecular function: ubiquitin-protein transferase activity; protein binding.